CAGAAGGAAUCUGUCACAUGGCCAUCUUUUCAAAUCAAGUAGAUUUGAUACAUUGGCCACCAAGUAUCCUGGCCAAUGGUGAAAUCUAAAAUUUCUUACUACCGGUUCUAUGGGCGUGACUUGUAAGUGUUCAGCAAUAACCCUGAAGAAGAAAUCCAAGAACUACUCAGUAAAUAUCAACUCAAUCCUGGGAGAGAUGAGGCGUGAAACAAACUCAAGAGUCACUUAUUGAGAUGGGAUGCUCUAAGAAAUCAAAUAAAUAAGUAAAAUAUGAAUCCAGAAUCUCUGCAAGGACAUGGGAUCUACUGGGAUGGCCCAUUUCAGAUUCCAUGGGCUGGCUGAGGAUUUUCCAGGCUACUUUUUGCUUUUAAACAAGAAUAUGCAAGUUUAGACUGGAUACUUACAAAAUUGGGAAAAAAAUUUUUCACUUCUAUUGUGGUAAGAUGAAGCUUAUUAAAGUCAUUUGAAGAAUGUAAAUAGCAUCUUUUAAAAUGAGGAUAUUUGUCGCUUUUGACGGGCUCUGUGAGUCAUUUGACAUUUCACCAGAGAACACUGUGCAAGACGUAAAACUGAUGAUAAAGGAUUAUUUUCAUGUUCCACUAUCAGAAGACAAACAAGGCAGGAGAUACUUGGAGCUGAUAUAUGCAGGAGCAGUGCUAAAGGACAACUGGGUACUUGCUGAUGUAGGCAUUACAGUUUCUUCCUCAAUUAAAUGUGUCAUCAAGGAAGAAGACAAGCCAAUUUUCUAUGUAUACAACCCGGUCACUCAUGAAAAAUUGUCCAUAAUGGGAAGGAUUUAUCUUCUUUCAUCAAAGGUUUCUGAGCUGAAAACUUUAGUGACCUUGAAAUGUGGUUUUCCAAGUAGCAUUUAUUGUCUCAGAACUCCAGAGGGCAGGGAGAUGUUUGACUGCAAUACUCCGAACAAUUAUCAGUUAGAUAUAGGCACAACUCUUCGUUUGGAUGUUUGGAAUGGAUGGAGAGAAUUCUUGACCAGCUGUAUCCUAGGAAACAAAUCCAAGAUCCAAUAUUAUCUGUCAAAGGAAGAACCAAUACUCAGGUAUCAAAAGAGAGUAGCUCUUUACAUGGCAGCCUUUUUCGGACACCUUCAAGUUUCAAUCUGGCUUUUGAAAAAUGGAGUGAAGCCCACUGAAACAAUUGGUGUACAUCCUUAUCGUGAAUGGUGUCAAGAAGAUGAUAAUUCUGACAACAUGAAAUGUCCUGUUCAUGCAGCUGCAGAAGCAGGCCAACUUAUGAUACUGAAAGCGUUUGUUAAUUCCAGUGCCUUAUCCCUUGAAUGCCAAAAUUCUGCAGGGCAAACUCCAUUGCAGCUAUGUAUCCAGCACAGACAUAAAGAUUGUGUAUUGUAUUUAGUCACCAAGUUAUGGUCGGUGGUUUCUUAUCCUACAUUCUCUCUGCCCAUGAAAAUCUAUAUUAAGUUAAAGCUGUGGCUUCUUAAAUCUCAAAAUAACAUCUAUCCAGUCAAGAAGUACAACCCUGCUGCAGUCUUCAAAACACGAGUUGGGGAUGUUGUCUUUGUGGAUGGUUUCACAAAACCAGAAAUGACCUCCAGAGGUUUUUGCUCAGCCAUGAUCAAACAUGCAAACAGCAGAGGUUGCACACUGCCAGAUUUAAAUAAUCGGUUUCAACACGAGCAAUCUCGGUACCAUUUGACCAUAUCUGAUACGUAUCUCAAAGCAAAAAAUGUUAGCUUACCUCCAGUGGUAGGUGCAAAGAAGAGAGGUAGCAAAGAUAGACACUGGCAAAAAAGGAAGCCUAGAAAAAAGAACACACGGCUUAAUGAAGAAUAUAUGGACCAAAAUAUGUGUUUAGCAAGAGUUCCUCUACCUUCUAAUUCUCUCCUCAAACCAGCUUACUAUUAUUCCAUACCUAAUGUAGAAUUCCUGCUAAAUCCUUCCCUGGAGUCAUUUUCAGAAUAUUGUGGAAGAACUCCAAGAGAGAAUGCAAUCUACUGCUUAGCCAUAGCCAGUGAAUUUAAAGAGAAACCUUGGCUGCAACAAUUGGACAUUGCAAGAACCCUAGCUAGAAAAAGUAUAUGUAAACCUACAUACUAACUAGACUCAGAUAAAAUAGACUAUAUAAUAAAUAGUCUAACCAAAAAGAUUUACGGAAACAAUGCAUCUUGGCAAGCAAAGUUGCAUUGGACUAUCUUCAUACAUAUUCUGAGAAUCCUGGAAUCUUCCCCUCUGUGGGAAUCCAAUAGCAUCCUUCAAAUGCUAUUGAAGUGCCAUUCACAUUCCGAAAGGAUUAAGAGUAACAAUUGGUUUAUAUAAAUAUGAAACACUAACACAUAUUUUUUGAACAUUUUGGAGGACUCCUAUUGGGGAUUCUUUAAACAGAAACAUUGUAGACAAUCAGCAGACUAAUUUUUCUGAAGCUCAGGAAUGGGACUGAAAUGGAAUGGAUUGGAGACCUUGAAAAAGAUUGUGGUGGACAAAGAAGUUGGUAUUCAGAAGAAUCCUCUUAAUACUAAAAAUGAUCUUAGCUUACAUAUUAUGUGGAUGAAAAUAUUUUGCAUGUAAAAAGGUGCUAUCAUUGGAGGAGUGGACUCUCGUCCUAAUUUGAAAACAAGACUGAUUGACAAGUCUGAAUUUUACUAUAAUGCCAUCCCCAAAUUAGUCAGAUAUAAUUGAUCCUACUUUAUAAAACAUUUUUGAUGCUUUUGAAAUGUAUUUCUGCUACUUCUUAGAAUUCAUACGUUCCUAUUUAUUAAAUCAUUAUUAACAUGUCUUAAUUUAAUUAUCUUUUUGUACUAAUUUAUUGAAUUGAAUCUACUUGGAGAGCAAUAAGGUAUAGCAGUUAUAGGGGUGAGGCGAGAUAUGCUGGAACAUUAUUGCCACAAAGACUGCUAUUUCUAUGACCUCUUACAGCAAGAGAGAAAGGAAAAUCUAAUAAAUGACGGCUGGAGGUUCACUUAUUCAGUUUCCAAGAUUUUGUACCCUAUCCCUUUUUUGCUGCCAUUAAACCUAAUGAAUGAA
This is a messenger RNA of Pantherophis guttatus, 2996 nucleotides long. NCBI's taxonomy places the organism in Eukaryota, Metazoa, Chordata, Lepidosauria, Squamata, Colubridae. The record is from RefSeq and is a predicted model, not a curated record.